GAAGCGGUAGCCACGUUUGACUUCAGUAGGAAAAGAGUAUGCCUCGGCGUGUAGGCCCGAGUAAAGAUCUUGUAUAUCAGCUGUUUGGCGGAUCUAUCGCAGUUGUGUUGGUGGAGGGCCUUACCGGUGUUUUUUUAAUUACAAGGGAGACCUACAAGAAUGACCUCAUCAUGGGUCUCAACAUGUGUUUUACUUUUCUGCCUUUCUAUCGGGAAACCAAUCCCCACACUUGCAUGGGACCUGGAGCUGUUCGAUCUCGUAGAAGAAAUACCCCAAACAUUUUAUGAAUUCCUGUCUGUGGAUCAGGAUGCUUCAUCCGCUGAUAUCAGGAAGGCCUAUCGAAGGCUGUCCCUCGUACUGCACCCAGACAAGAACAAAGAUGAAAAUGCCGAAACCCAGUUUAGACAGCUUGUGGCCAUUUAUGAGGUCUUGAAAGAUGAGGAAAGGAGACAGAGGUACAAUGACAUCCUGGUCCACGGGCUUCCUAACUGGAAGCAGCCCGAGUACUACAGCUGGCGGGUGAGGAAGAUGAGCAAUGCAGAGCUGGGCUUAAUCCUCUGCCUGAUCUUGACCAUAAUUCACUAUGGAGUCAUCUGGGCGGUCUAUUUUCAAAAUCUGAUGGAUGAAUUCAUGGUCAAAAAGAAGAAAGACAGAAAGAAAAAGGGCAGCAGCAAGGGGGCGGAUGAAAUGAAGGCAGUUGGUCAAGAGAAGAAUGAGAGGUCUUUCGAGAAACCCCAGUGGUAUGAUAUCCUGCCUUUCAAACUAAGCAUCGGGCUGUACCUCUUCGUGAAGUCCCUCCCUCUUAUCAUUCAGGAAGCGAAACAGUACUAUGAGGACUAUAAAGAGAUGAAGCUGAAGGAGAAGGAGGAAGCCGAGGCCCUGGCGGCUGAAGAGGCCCAGCAAGCCCAGCAAAAGGAAAAGUAUACCAAAGUGAAGAAGCCCAAGAUCGAGUUCCCCGUCUAUGAGCCCAGCACCUCAGAUGUGUCUUUCGCAGCACCAUAUGAUCAAGGGACAUCCAUAGAGGACAUCGAGGACCAGAUGGACGACUGGUUAGAGGACAAAAAAUCUCAGAAAAAGAAAAACCCUGACUGGACAGACGAUGACAUCAGCCAGCUCAGCAGGUGCAUGAAGAAGUUUCCAGGGGGCACUCCUGGACGAUGGGAGAAGAUUGCUCACGAGCUAGGCAGAUCCAUAUCAGACGUGACUGCCAAGGCCAAGCAAGUUAAAGACAACAUCACCACCACGCCAGGGAUGGUGAAGCUGUCCAAUCUGAAAGGUGCCGCCGGCCUUGGCAAGGUCUCCAAAGUACCCGACGCCCUGAUGACCCAGCGGGAGGAGCCCCCGGCAGCCGAGGAGGUCACGAGCAUCGAGAGCUCGCCAGGAGACGGCGGGGAGGAGGCGGAGGGGAAGACCCUGAGGAGGAGGGCGAAGAAGGGUGCAGCAGCAGCAGCAGCAGCUGCAGUAGGGGCUGGAGGAGGAGGAGCAGGAGCAGCAGCAGCAGCAUCAUUAGUAGUAGUAGUAGGAGGAGGAGGAGGUGGAGGAGGAGGAGGAGGAGGUGGGGGGGCUGUGGAGGAUAAGCCCAGCAGGAGCAGGCGACAGAGGGACUUUGACCCCAAUGCGGUGGAGGAGGACAGUGAAGAGGAGAGGAGAGCACAGCCCACGGCACCACAGAAGGAGAAGGAGAAGGAGAAGGCUGGUGCUGGUGCAGCUGCUGCUGGCGCCACAGAGGAGGUUUGGACCCAGAACCAGCAGAAGCUUCUGGAGAUGGCACUGCAGCAGUACCCACGGGGCACCACAGAACGCUGGGACAGAAUCGCCAAAGUGGUGCCCGGGAAGACCAAGGAGGAGUGCAUGAUUCGUUUCAAGAUGCUGGCAGAACUCAUACAGAAGCGAAAGCAGGCCAAGAGUUGACUGCCCUCUGGUGGCCGUGUUGGGUUCUGACUUUACCUCUCACUUGUCUGUCAUGUGCCUUAUGCCCCACUCAACACACACAGAGGGUGCAUUCCAAUAUGCAGGACUCCCGUCCUCCACUUGUGCUUGUGGCCUCGCUGUUUUUGCUGACGCCCCGCCUCCGUGGAGAAAACAAUCAAGUUUCCUUGCUGUCAGCGUAGCCACAACAAUUUUGGGGAGACUAUUCUUCAUUCACCAUCCCGUUUGCAAAUGAGAAAAUGACAUUAGAGUUGAGCUUUUGGGAGAUAUUGAAAUACAAUGCUGUUGUCGGUGACGUCAUCACGAGGAGGCAAGUGAGCAAGGGAGGACGGGAGUCCGCAUAUUGUACUCCACCCAUAGAGAGCCACCGUUAGCUAACAUCAAGAGUUUCCAAGGCUCUACUUGUUAUGUAAGCCUUAGUAUUGUACUUCAGGAGAAUUUAACAUCUCCGUUGAAACCAACUGUUGCAGUAUAUACUGAGAAUGGUUUUUAUUUAUUCUUUGUUUUGCCUUUUCAUUCAUUGUCUUGGCUCCCUAUUGCACCAUAGUUUAUCUGUUUUCAGAUAUAAUGUGUGGGAAACUGAUGUGUCAACAUUGUUUAAGGUGUUUUUAUAAAUCUGUGAAAAUGACUAUUUUUCAGAGGCAUUAUAGAGCGUGUUCAUUCAUUCUGCAUAUUUGUGUAUUUCAUAUUCAUAUUAUUGACAAUCUCACAUUAUCGAAUAUUGUCUUGAGAGAAAAUAAGAUAUGGGCUUGAAUCAGUCACAAAAGACUGGAGUGCAUAAUAAAUGCAACAAACAUGUUGGGGUGUGGAAAGAAUCUUUGGGUAAAAAUGGCAGAACUAUUAUGAGAGAAAUAUGAAGUGCACAUGUUUGAACGAUGAUACUGUAUUUAGUUAAACGUGCAAUCUUGGUACUUACCACAGUGCUUAAUUGCUAAUGCAUUGCAUUCAUUGACAUGUACUGUGUAUGUACUUGGACCCCAAGUACAUGACAACGAUUGGAAUACAUUAGGCUUGGAAAUAAAAAAAAUACACUAUAGCAUUGGACAUAGACACAGACUGGGAAAUAUGUCAGUGUAAGUUGGCCUACACGUGUUUGUGUCUGCCGUAUUCGUCAUCUUAAGCAGUUCAAUGUCAUCAAGGACAUUACAUCUCAUUUGUGAAUAGUGCACGGCAAAUGUCCUUCACUGGAAAAAGAAGCUCGAACAGUUCUUCCUUAU
This is a messenger RNA of Engraulis encrasicolus (European anchovy), 3146 nucleotides long. RefSeq names its product DnaJ (Hsp40) homolog, subfamily C, member 1 (gene dnajc1). Gene Ontology annotation, cellular component: endomembrane system. The transcript has 11 exons. Bases 160 to 1911 code for a protein of 583 amino acids. The record is from RefSeq and is a predicted model, not a curated record. Lineage: Eukaryota; Metazoa; Chordata; Actinopteri; Clupeiformes; Engraulidae.